Closterium sp. Naga37s-1 is the source of this 3453-nucleotide messenger RNA. The record is from the annotation of a GenBank genome assembly. Lineage: Eukaryota; Viridiplantae; Streptophyta; Zygnematophyceae; Desmidiales; Closteriaceae.
AUGGCGCGAAUGCGGCCGAGCGGGAGCGUGCUGUUCGCCGUGGUGGGUCGCACGCAGUACGCCUUCGAUGUUUACUCCGCCACGCUGCCGCCCCACUUCUUCCGCCACCCGCCUGCACAGUCCCCAUCUUGGCCCGCCCACACUCGCGCUGCCGCCGGUGGCGCAGAGAGCGCAGAGAAUACAGCAGGUGGUGCGGGCAACGCGACAGGUGUGGGUUGUCCCGCAAGAGGCAAGAGCGACUAUAGUAGUGGUAAUCGGCAGGGGCUGGCAGAGGGCGGAGACGAAGCGCGGGCGGGAAGCGGGAGCGGUGGGGGGAAGACGGCGGGGCGAGGGACGAUAAGCGAGCAGCGGCACACGGCGACGGGUGGCAGCGCCAGCCACAGCGCGCAAUUCACAGUGGGCGUGCGGAGCAAACGCGACGGCGGAGGGCGGGGUUGGAAGAUCACGGGGGGAGUUGGCGCGGAGGGGCGUGGGGGCGAGUUGGGGCUGGUGUUCGUGUCAGAGGCGGAGGCCGGGGCGGGGAACGUGAUGUUCUGCGAAGUGGCGCAAGGGUUGGGGGAAAAAGGCGCGGGGGAGGAGGUUGUUGCGAAGGUGUCGGGUGGAGAAAGAAUGGAAGAGACGAAGGGCGGUGCGGCGGGCAGUGCAGUGGCGGAAGGGGAGGAUGGUGCGGGGCUGCACGAGGGGGUGCAGGCGAUGCAGGCACAGUGGGGGAGACUGGCAGUGGAAGCGGAGCGGCAGGGGGAUGCUCAAGAGACAGAGAAGCGGCGGAUGCUAGCGGGGGAUUACGGUGAUGGAGGGGAGGGGGGUAAGGGCUCUGUGCUGCGCGCAUGCCAGGGCAGGCGCGGGAAGCAGAGGCAGGGGGGAGAAGGGAUGCAGGGGGGAGAGGAGGGUCAGGGCAGCGCGCACAGCGAGGAGGGGUGUGAGGCGGUGCAGUUGACGCAGGGCGUGGCAUGGCAUGACCGCCCUGCCAUGGUCGCUGCUGCUGCUGGCCCCUACCUCGUCUUCGCACGCACACAGCCUGGCCACCCUGCAGCACAGGGGGGCACGGCAGGCGCAUGGGCAGGCGGGCAAGCAGAGGGAGGAGCGGCGCGGUUGAGCUGGAGCACAGUGCACGUGCAACACAUGGGGGGCAACGGCACCACUACAGCUAAGAUUCGCAUUCGCUGUGUUAAUUUUUUCCCCCACAGCAAACACUGUGUGACACCCCCUCAUCUCGCUGACUUCUCCCCCAGCGUCUCUCCCUCGGGGCGCUGGCUCGCUGUCGCCUCUGCUCCCGCCCACUACUCCUCUCACCGCACUCGUGCCAGCGCUGCUGCUGACAUGGACACGGGUGGCACUCAGGUCCCGCUAAACAUGCAGCAGAGGGACCUGCUAGCGCUGCCCACUGCCAUCCACGUGAUGCGCCUGCCGGACGGCAAGCAUCGGCAGCAGGUGGUAGCGCAGGGAGGGUGGCCGGCGUGGGGCGAGGACGACUCGACUCUCCUCUUCCACCGCCUCGUGCAUGCGGGAGGGCACGCGGGGCAUGAUGCUGCUGAGGGGGCGCAGCAGGAGGAGGGCGGUGAGGGGUGGUUCGGUGUGUUCCAGGUGCAGCUGGACCUGCCUGGAGAGAACCAGGGGGGGUUGCAGCAGAGGGCGGAUGGUGAGGAGGCUGCCUUCAGCAGCGCAGCUACCAAGGCAGAAACAGAUGUUGGCGCUAGUGCAGGGGCGAGUGCAGGGGUUGGAGAGGGGAGCAUUGGGGUGGGCAGGGAGGAGCGCCUCACACCGCCUGGGCUACAUGCCUUCACGCCCUCCUCUGCUGCCGCCUCCCCAUGCGGCCCCUUCAUUGCCCUCACCACCCGCCGCCCCUCCUCGCCCUUCCGCCACGUGGAGCUGCUUCACCUGCCCUCGCGCCAGCUGUACAUGCUGACUCAGCACUUCCGCCCGGACGCCAAUCACUACACGCCGUCAGUGGCGCCGGACGGAUCGCGAGUUGCGUACCACCGUUGCCGGUGCGCCGACGCGGACGGUGGAGAUGAGGAAGGUUUAACGGAAGACGGUGCACCAGUUGCAGAGGGCCGCAAGGGGGCAGGCAGCAAAGAAGAAACAGUAGAGGCGCACAACCAGGAGGCGCACCGAGCACUGUUAGCCCAACCCCCUCUCACACUCUCACAACCCGUAUCCCCUCAGCGCGCACACACGGACUGCACGGACUGCCACGGGUACUACGUGGAGCCCAUCGCCACGCCCUUACCGCCCUCCACGCCCUUCACCCUCAUCCGCACCGCUGGCCUCUUCCCCGCUCUCUCCCCAGACGGCCGUCUCCUCGCCUUCAUCCGUGCUCUCAGCGGCCCCAGUGCCGGGGUGUAUGUGGUGCCGGCAGACGGCAGUGCGGCACAGCGGCAGGUGUUUCAGGGCCCCGCGUUUGGGCUGGCGUGGAACCCCAUGGUGCCCGGGGUGCUGUACACGAGUGCGGGGCAGGGGUUUGCGCCUGGGGAAGCAGAGGUGCAUGUGGUGGAGGUGUCAGGGGUGGGCGCAUGGCUGUUCCAAGAGGGGCGAAAGGGGGAGGGGAAGGCGGAGGGAGGGGCGGGAGGGGGGGCUGAGGGUGAGAGAGAAGAGGAGGACAGUGGCGGUGGCGGCAGCAGCAGCAGCAGCAGCAGCAGCAGCAGCAGCAGAACUGGUCGGGGCAGAGUGAACGGUGUGGCGUGGCGGCGCCUCACUCUCCCCGGCACGCGCAACAACGCCUUCCCAGCGCCGUCCCCAUGUGGGCGGUGGAUAUUGUUCCGAUCAGCGCGCACGGGCCACAAGAACCUCUUCCUCAUGGCUGCUCAGCACGGCGAGCGGGGCGGUGUGUGGCAGGUGAGCGACGGGCCGUGGACGGACACCAUGCCCGCAUGGGACCCUUGGGGCAGGUGGAUCGUGUUCAGCUCUGAUCGCGCUGGGCAGGUGGAGCAGGAGAAGCAGCGGCAGCAGGCAGCAGAUCAUCAGCAGGUGGUGGUGCGUUUGUGGCACAACGGGCCAUGGGGGCGAGUCAACCACGCUGCCUUCAGCCCUGACGGGCACUUCCUUGUUGUCACCGCAGACGUUGCAGGCAUGUCUGCAGACCCUGUGGCAUACCCACAGCAGUUCCAGCCAUACGGCGAGUUAUUCCUGCUGCAGUUGAAUCGUACGAAUCACCCGCCGCAGACUGUUGCUGCUGAUGAGCGCAGGGGUGGCAGUGCUGCUGAUACCUCCAGCAAUGGCAGCAAUGGCAGCAGUAGCAGUGGUGGUGGCAGUGCAGUGGAGGGAGAGUCGGGUGAGGAGCAGCUGAGUGUGCGGCAGUGGGAGUGCCUCACGUUCAACCCAUAUGAGGACGGCACACCCUCAUGGAGCCAGCACACGGUGCACCCCUCACCACUGCACACCCAGAGGCACCGAGUGACGUGUGACUUUGACGACGUGGGGGCUCUGGCAGGGCGUGUGCAUGUGGAAGAGUGA